Molecule: messenger RNA, 2112 nt
Organism: Yamadazyma tenuis ATCC 10573
Lineage: Eukaryota; Fungi; Ascomycota; Pichiomycetes; Serinales; Debaryomycetaceae
Gene: POX1-3
Product: acyl-CoA oxidase
Biological process (GO): fatty acid beta-oxidation using acyl-CoA oxidase; lipid homeostasis
Cellular component (GO): peroxisome
Molecular function (GO): fatty acid binding; FAD binding; acyl-CoA oxidase activity
Source: RefSeq, a predicted model, not a curated record
AUGUCUUUGAGUGUGAAAAAUACCGUCGACUCGUCCAGAGGACCCGACCCUAAAACCUCCAUUACUACUGAGAGAGCCAACAACCAGAAAUGGGACCCUGUUUUGAUGAACCACUUUUUGGAAGGCUCCAAAGAAGCCAGUGAAUUAAACAGAACCAUGUACCAACAAAUGGAAAGAGACCCAAUUCUCAGAGCCAAUCCCCACUAUUAUGACUUGGGCAAGGAGGAAGAAAGAGAGUUGACUGCCUUGAGAAUCGACAGAAUCUCCCAGUACUUAGAAAGUGAUACUCCUGCUGAGUACAACAGAAGAGCCAGUUUGAUCUCGGUGUUUGACCCUCAAUUGAACACCAGAAUCGGAGUCAACUUGGGUUUGUUCUUGGGAUGUAUCAGAGGUAAUGGUACCCCUGAACAGUUGAAGUUUUGGUCUGCUUCCAAAGAAACCAAGAUCUUGAAGCAUAUUUACGGUUGUUUUGCCAUGACUGAAUUGGCCCAUGGCUCGAACGUGGCAGGUUUGGAAACUACCGCUACUUUCGAUAAGGAAAAUGACCAGUUCAUCAUCAACACUCCCCACAUUGGUGCCACCAAAUGGUGGAUUGGUGGAGCUGCCCACUCGGCCACUCAUACCGCAUGUUAUGCCAGAUUACUUGUGGAUGGAAAAGAUUAUGGUGUGAAGACCUUUAUUGUUCCAUUGAGAGACUCCAACCAUAAGUUGAUGCCAGGUAUUACCGUUGGUGAUAUUGGUGCCAAGAUGGGAAGAGAUGGUAUUGAUAACGGUUGGAUACAAUUUUCCAACGUUAAGGUUCCAAGAUUCUUCAUGUUGCAAAAAUUCUGUAAGGUCAGCAGAGAAGGAGAUGUUGUAUUACCUCCUUUAGAACAAUUAUCUUAUUCCGCUUUGUUGGGUGGUAGAGUUACUAUGGUCUUGGACUCAUACAGAGUGGGUGCUAGAUUUUCCACUAUUGCCUUAAGAUAUGCCAUUGGUAGAAGACAGUUCAAGUCUGGAAAAAACGAGCUCGAAACCCAAUUGUUGGACUACCCAUUGCAUCAAAGAAGAUUAUUGCCAUUCUUGGCUUUAACCUACUUGGUUUCAUGUGGUGCUAUGAAGUUGGAAAAGACCUACGAUAGCGUUUUGGACGGUUUGGACGAAGCCGUUGAAAAGAACGACAUGAAGGUGAUCCUGAAAUCCAUCAAAGAAAUGAAGUCCUUGUUCAUUGACUCUGCUUCUUUAAAGUCCACUUGUACCUGGUUAGCUGCCGAUUUGAUCGACCAAUCCAGACAAGCAUGUGGUGGCCACGGUUACUCUGGAUACAACGGGUUUGGUAAAGCCUAUAAUGACUGGGUUGUCCAAUGUACUUGGGAAGGUGACAACAAUGUGUUGGCCAUGAGUGUUGGUAAGCCAUUGAUUAGAUCUAUUGAUGAAAUCUUGAACAAAGACAAAAAGGCCUCGGGCUCCAUCUCCUUCUUGAACAAUGCUAAACAAUACUUGAAUGAAGACAAUGUGCUCAAGUCCUUCGAAGAUGUUAAUGACCUCAAGAAGGUUUUGCUUUCCAUUGAAAUCUUGAUCAUCAGAUUAUGUAAGGAUUCUUUGGACACCAUCAAGCAAAAUGGUGGACAAUAUGAAAUUGUCUCCGGUUCUAUGGUUACCAUUUCCAAGUUGAAGGCCCAUCAUUACUUGUUGAACGAGUUUUUGAUCAGAACCGAGGCUGCUGAUGCUUCUUUGAAACCAUUUUUGACUUUGAUUGCCAGAUUAUACAGUGCUUCUAUUGUGUUGGACAAGUUUUCUGGUGAUUUCUUGACUUACUCGGUUGUUUCGCCAAAGUUUAUGGGUAAGAUCAACCAGGAGUACAUUCCAAAGUUGUGUCUUGAAGUCAGACCAUUGGUGAUCAACUAUACUGACUCGUUCCAACAACCUGACAUGGCUCUUAAUGCUCCAAUUGGUAACUUCAAUGGUGACAUUUAUGAGAACUAUUUCGGAGUGGUGAAGCAAGAAAACAACCCAUUCAACUACAAGGCUCCAUACUCGGCUGCUUUAGAGUCUAUGUUGAACAGACCUUCGUUGUCUGACAGACAAAGAGGAGAAAGAUCGGAUUCUGUCAAAGAUAUCUUAUCUAAAUAA